Molecule: messenger RNA, 3331 nt
Organism: Chara braunii
Lineage: Eukaryota; Viridiplantae; Streptophyta; Charophyceae; Charales; Characeae
Source: the annotation of a GenBank genome assembly
CUAAGCGGGCUGGAGCUUGUCAGGCGGGCAGUGGCCGACCUCGCCUACCUGACGUUUGAGGAAGCGAUGGUCCACCGAGAAUAUUACCGGGCCUUCCUGGAAAUGGGACCAUUCAACGGCGAACAGAGGUAUGAGGUACUGCGAAUCUUGCGUGCUGUAUUUACCACCAGACCUAGAGCUCCGGUUGUUAGCGACGAGGUUCUAUGGGGCAUUGUUCGAGGAGAGGCGUGCGACAGACCUUGGAGUCUCAGAGAAAGGGUGUUAGGAUGGUUUGAUCCGGAGGGUACGCCAAAGGCCGGGGAAAAGCAGAGGGAUAGCAAGGAAGGAGAAGGGACCAGUGCGGUCGGUGAAGCGGGUAGCUCUGAGGGGGGUCUCAAGAGGAUAGUAGCCACCCUCACUCGGGCUCUGAAUAAGAAUCAGGGGUAUCUUGCGGAUGCCAAGAAGAAACUCACUUUCGACGGGGCGAACAUUACGGAGUUCCUGAUAGACUACGAGAACUUGGUAGCCCUAUUGAAAUGGAGUGAGGAAGAGAAGAUGGACCACUUAGGGCAGCAUGUGUCGCUAAGCUUAGGAAGGGACAUUAUGGCCAUCGUCGCCUCUAGUGGAUCCUGGAAAGAGACCCGGAACGAGAUGAUGAGGAAAUACCUGAAGGUAGAGCAAAUGACAACAGAAGCUGAGUUGGCAGCGGUCCAAAGGAAGAACUAUGCGACUUACAAUGACUUCCUGAGGGCAUUUACCCUAGUAGCGCUACGGAUUCCCGGGGUAACAGACCGAAUAAUGAGCAAGUAUUUCCUCAGGCAGGACUCCGAGUUCGACAAAGAUAAGAUCCUGUCGGCCUACCAGCAGACUAGUAAGUUUAAGUACACAAGGGAUGUGGACUUCAGCACAGUAACAGACCUCGCAGAAAAGACAGUGGUGACCGAGACGCUAGCCCUGCUUAAGGAAGGAGAGGUUAUAGACCUGAACGAGAAAACAGGGGAUAAGGUCAAGAAGGGGAUAGAAAGCCUGCAUGAACGAGUGCACGGGGUCGAUAACAAGAUAGAAAGAGUGGAAAACGCACUACUAGUAAUGCAGACACAAGUAUCCCGACCCGCCCUCCCGCCCCAAGAGGCCGUAGUUCCGGCGACAGUAGCGAAUCAAGGGUAUGGCAGGCGGGAUCCGGCUAAUGAACAAUGCAAGUACUGCACAAUGAUCGGAUAUUUCGUGUGGACCUACCCAAGACUCAACCAUGAUAUUAUGAGGCAAAGAUGCAGCACGUCCCUUAAAGGUGAAAUUUUCGGGCCUCAGGGAGAGCGCAUAAACUGGAAUUCGCCAGGAGGGAUGCGGCGUGCCGUCAUCAUCCUGAAUAACCUGAAUAUAGCUAUCGUAGAAGCCGAGCCGGUAGCUAACAUUGUUUGGGACCAACCGAGGGGACGCGGACCACAAGUCAAUUUCAUUAUAGAGGGUAAUGGACAGGAUAGGGUGAACAUCACCACCCGUCGGACAAGGGCGGGAAAAAAACUCAUCCGAGAUACGGUAAUGAAAGAGGUCGCGGGGACUAGCGCAAAUCAAGGUGAAACUGAAAUCGGGGAGCCGGAGAAAGCCUACGGAAAAGCAAGGGAAGAGGAGCCGAUAGACAAAGCGGUGGCGCCAAAGAAUAAAUUCAGGUACCAGAUUCCGAUUCUGACUAUGCCAGAAAUCGACGAUACCCUCAGCAAACUACUAGGUACCAUGGUAUCUGUAUCCUUUCAGACCAUGUUGCAAGCAAGCCCGAGAUUGCUUAAAGAUCUCAGGCAACUACCAACACGCCGACGCGUAGAGGUAGCGGAGGCCCCGAAACUACAGGAGCAGGAAACGGAGGAGGCUGAGGCAGCGCAAGGGGUCUCCAACCUCCAGAGAAUUCCAGGGGAUCUGGAGGACCGAGAAAAAACUUUUGCGGACAUCCGCUUAAGCCUGCCAGACCGAGAAGGUGGUGAAGUCAUGAGGGCACCGCCCGGGACGAAGCUUAGCUUUCAUGCGCUGCUCAAAGGUCGACUGGAUGCAAAGCUAAUCUCGUCUGUUAGGAUCCACACGGUGGAACACGAAUGCUGGAACGACAAGGGGCCUGCCUACGACUUCGGAAUAGCGGCGAAAGCCACUAAGCUGCUUAGGGCCAAGAUAGAUUCGUUCGUGGCUGAACCCUCCGCAUCCCCCUACGCGAACAAAUGGUUCGUUUUUCGAAAGCCCAACAAGACGAUCAGAUGGAUCCAAGACUUGCAGAAGCUGAAUGUGGUAACAAUCCGGGAUGCUGGAUCACUUUCACAGACCGACCUACUGGCAGAAUCCCACGCCGGCCGGAGCGUUUAUUCCUUGAUAGACCUAUAUCCAGGAUAUGGUCAACUGUCACUCGACGCUAGGGAUAAACCGUACACUGCUAUGCACACCCCGGUAGAGCAACUGCAGAUGCAAGUGACCCCUAUGGGCUUUACAAACGUUGUGGCAGAGGCGCAAAGGAGGAUGCUUGCCGUCGCAGGGGACAUGUUCCCGGAAAAAUGUGAGCCGUACAUAGACGAUAAUCCCAUAAAAGGCGCGCAAAACAAGGAUGAGACAAAGGUCCAGCCGGGCAUACGAAAGUACAUCUUGGAUGCAAGAGAUAACCUCAGCGACUAUGUAGAGGCAGUAGCUCUUAAAAGAAAGACCGGAAAUGAAGUGGCUGACUGGAUAGCAGACUUCUACCUAAGGCACCCCUUUGUGCGCAGGUUCAUAGCGGAUAAUGGGACGGAGUUCGUAAAUCACGAAGUGCUAAGCAGGCUCAAGAUACUGUGCGUACCUAUCACGAUCAUCGAGCCAUACCAUCCUGAGGCCAAUGCACCUGUAGAAAGGGGACACCGAACCUUGAAAAACACAAUCGCUAAGUUAGCGGCAGAUGACCUGGGAAAUUGGCCUCGGUACCUUAAGCAGGCGGCCUUCUCAGAGAACAUGACGCCGAAGAGGACGACGGGGUGCAUUUCGGUAGAACUCUGGUAUGGGAGAGGGAUUUAUUUCUCGGUGGAAGCCUUGGUUCCUACCUGGAACAGGCUAGAUGACAACCCACACAUAUCUACGGAGGAACUAAUCGCCGCACGAUGCCAACAGGUCAUUAGAAAUGAGGAAGCCUUGGAGGAUGUGGUUAAGCGUGUGAUGGAUAGUCGAAUGAGGGACAAAGCAAGGUAGGACCAGGUCAAGAACAUCCGGAAGGAGCCGCUCCAGGUGGGGGAAAUGGUACUAGUCAGGAACUCGGCUCUUGAAAGCACGUGGUCAGGACAACUGGGAAAAAGGUUCAAAGGCCCCUACAGGAUCACUAAGCGAGUGGGAAUGAACACUUUUGAACUUG